UGCGCCCACCCAACCUCUCCCAGUCUCCCUGCUCGCUCGCUCGCUCUGCUGCGCACCACACGCACGCACAAGGCUGCGAGGACUAGAAGGGCGCGGCGCACUCGUGUUGGGUUGGGGAGCUGGAACGACGGAGGAGGAGGAGGUGGGGCGAUGGGGUACGCGCGGACGGUGAAGGCGGCGGCCGCGGCGGUGCUGGCGGCUGGGGUGCGGCUCCUGGCGCCCGCGGCGGCGGCAGUAGUAGCGGACGGGCUGCCGCGCGCGCGGGCGGCGGCGGCCACGUGGCUCACGCCGCCGUACCUGUACAUCGUCAUCAACGCCAUCAUCAUCUCCAUCGCCGCAUCGUCGCGCUUCCAGUCCAGUAGCCGCCCGACGGCCUGCGGCCCCGCCGCCCCCGAGGCAGAGCUGGAGACGGAGCACGUCGCGAUCUCGGCUCCGUUGCAGGUGCCUGCGCCGGUUGUGGCGGUGCCCGUGGUGGCAGUGUGGCCUGCGGAGGCCGUUGCUAUGGAGGAGCCGAUGGUGAACGUGAACACAGCGGCGCCGGCGCCGGUGCCGGUGCCGGAGGAGGAUGACGACUUUUCGAUUUCGAGGUCUACAUGGACGCCGCGGUGGAGGGGCGCUGAGACGGAGGCGGAGGCGGAUGCAGAGAACGAGGUGGCGCCGUUCGCGGACCUGACGAACUCGAGAGAGAAGCCGCUGGUGUCGGCAAGGUUCGGCCGGAAGGCGGCCAAGCCAAGCCCCGAAGGGAGUCGGGCGCUGCGUGUGGCGCGGCCGCGGAGGGAGGAAACGCUGGAGGGCACGUGGAAGGCCAUCACGGAGGGACGGGGGCCGCCGCUGGCGCGGCACCUCAAGAAGUCCGACACCUGGGAAACCCGCCCCGGGCGCCGCCCUUCCGGCGGCGGCGGCAGCGGGGAGGUCGAGCCUGCGAUGCGGAAGGCGGAGACGUUCAACGACGGGAGGAGCACGGCGCCGGCGCCGGUGCGGAGGGAGCCAUCGUUGGGGCAGGACGAGCUGAACCGGCGGGUGGAGGCGUUCAUCAACAAGUUCAACAUGGAGAUGCGGCUGCAGCGGCAGGAGUCGCUCAAGCACUACAACGACAUGCUCGGCAGGGGAAGCCAUUACUGAAAAUAGUUGCAACUCGCAAGGAAGAAGCUACCUUUUUGGUUUCGUGUUCGUUCUCGAUUUUGGCUUUGGUUCUUGGUCUGUGUAAGAUAUGGUUUUGUCAAUCAACAAGGUGAUAGUGGUAGUUUUGCGCAAGAGA
This is a messenger RNA of Phragmites australis (common reed), 1258 nucleotides long. RefSeq lists its product as uncharacterized. NCBI's taxonomy places the organism in Eukaryota, Viridiplantae, Streptophyta, Magnoliopsida, Poales, Poaceae. The coding region runs from base 151 to 1122 and encodes 323 amino acids. The transcript is spliced from 2 exons. The record is from RefSeq and is a predicted model, not a curated record.